ACCGUCAAGGGGGCUACUUGUGCACGAGAGCCAUCCAGCGCACCAUUCAAACAACAACAUCUGACUUGCGAGGAAUCACACACCGAUUGCACCGCGUGCGUGCGUGAUUGCAGCGAAGCCGUGUCCCUAUUUUCCUUUCCCCCACAGGUUACAUUCGUCUUUGUGAUCCUCUGAGAAGUUUUAUGUGUGUGUGUGUGUGCGUGCGUGCGUGCGCGUGUGUUCGUUUAGUGACAAAACGCGUCGUGUGCGGGCGUGAUUUAUUGUUUUAAUCGUCCUUACCUAAUUGUGUGUGUGUCUCCCUACCCUGUCACAAGAUGCGUCGCAAAGUGCUGUUCCGUGUGGUGUGCGUGUGAGUGCAAUGUCCUUUUUUCUUGGCUGAGCGGCGGCAUACCACGCUCCCCAUGUAACAGAAACGGGGGGAAAAUAAGCCUUUCCUUCCGUAACAUAACCCCAAAAAGCAGAAAGUGUGUCCAGGGAUAGAAUUUUUCCCGACAGAUCUUAUCGUUUCCGGCAAGUGUUUGUGUGUGUGUGUGUGUGAUCGUAGCCUUCUUCGUCAAAAUGUCGAAAACAAUCGAAACCCAUCUGCAGAGCAACGAGGUGCGAAUACCGAAGAAAUCGAACGAAUUUGAUGUGACCGCAACAGCAACAGCUGGCCGCAAUGGGGUUGCGGGUGGUGGUGGUGCAGGUGCACCGUGCCAGUACUUCAAGAGUUCGUUCGCCCGCUCGCUAUCGUUCAGCCAAGGGCCGGGUGGGCCAACCGGUGGCGGUGGCGGCGGAGUGCGGGGCGGUGGACCGUACGGGGGUGCCGAACAGCACUUUACCCGGUCGCUGGAUUUUGACGUUAAUUUUGAUCCGAUCGGUGGUGGCAGCAGCAUGGAUGGCGAUGGUGGUGGUGCUGGUGGUCCACAUCAAAUGAUGAUGAUGAUGAUGGGCACGCCAUCGUCCGCUUCGCCCGUGUACGAGGAGGAGGGCGAGGGCGCGGUGUCACGCGCCGAAAGUGAUCCCGAUCCGGACGCGGCCUCACUGCUCGGCGGGCUGAACGGGAUCGAGACCAGCAACGGUGGCAUUGUGAAGACGCUCUGGAAUUACGCCAAGGGACAGGAAAUAAAAUCAGCAAACAGCAGCCCCGCCAAGCGGUCCCUCACGCUCAAAUCGAACGGUGGCACACUCGGCGGGCGCAAAUCCAUCGAAGCAAACGAAAUAGAAGUUUUGCGUCUUCGCAAGGAAUGCCAGAACUUGAUCGAGGAAAACCGGCGGCUUGUUAGCAUAGCGAGCGGUGCAGGAAAUGGUUACGCGAUCAGCGGCAUGCUCAACGGUGCGGUGGGUGGAUCCGGAAGCUUGUCGACGCUCGGCAUGGGCGUCCCUAACGGUGGAAGCUACAGUAGUGUUGAAUCUGUGAUCCUGCAAACGCAAGUCGAAACGCUACAAUGGCAACUAAAGCAGGUUGACUCCAGCCGACACAUGUACCGGGCGGUGAUGGAAGAAGUUGUGCGGUUUCUGGACCGCUGCUACCGCUCGCUGGACGCACUGCAGAGUGGGCAGAUAGGGCGAUCGAAGAGUGUGCUACAGGUGUCGAAAACGAGCGGACAUCAGCAGCAGCAGCAGCACCAACAUCACCACGAUUCGGACAGUAGCAGUGCGAGUAGUCCACGGGCACGCAGCAGUACGAAUCUAGUGGAUGUGCAGCAACACAACAAGCCCUACACCAAAGCAGCGGGAGGAGGCCAUAAUGGGCGCCUGGACCAUCAGCAGCACCACCACCACAACCACCAACCGUCCUCGCUGACGCUGAUCAACACUGGAUCGUCGGCAGCAGCGAGUCAGCAUGCCGCAACGUCCACCCAUAACGAGGACGAUUGUGUCGUACCGCCAUCACCUGCCAGCUCCUACAGCACCUUUAGAGAUUUUACCUGGCGACGCUCACCGAAACGAACCCAGACUCUGCCAAUUUCCAGCAACGAAGUUGACCCGGAGAAGCUGGCCCAGGAGGCGUUCCGUUUGCUGCGGACGGUGCAGAAUCUGCUCAACACACAGGAGCCGACGCUGGCCCAAUCGACGAACGCACUGGACAGCCUGAUCUCGGCAUCAACGGCGGCAUCCAGCUGCGGCAGCAGCACCACGCUCACCGGUGUCGGUCUGGCCGCUUCCGGUGCGAUGCUCGGCAGCACACCGACACUGACCGGAGCGGGCGGCGGUGGCAACGGUGGCGGCGAUGGCGGUCGAAGCGUAGGAGUAGCGAAUGGACAUAGUGGUGGAGGAGGAGGGGGAGGAGCCGGUGGGGGAGCUGGUGGUGGUGGAAGUCAUCCGUUGGUGAACACCCGCAGCACGGUGGGCUUCAGCCGGAAGCUGAACAUGCGCGGCAGCCGACUGUCGGUGAGGAGCAGUACGGCCGACUCGGUACAUUCGACAUCGUCCUCCACCAAGACGGAAACGGACGAGGACAAUACGGAUCGGCCUUCGCCACCGCUCCUGCUGUCACAUCCUCACCAUCAUCACCACCAUCAUCAUUUGCUGCAGCACCAGAAUGGAAUAAACGGUGGCACUGCAGGUGGUGGCGGAGGUGGAGGUGGAGGUGGCAGCAGUAGUAGCAGCUGCUGCAGCAGCACCUCGGGCAACGGUAGCCUCAAUGGGAACGGGCACCAUCAUCACAAUCCGGCCCACCGGUACAGUGCGAACAUCGAGCGGAUCAAGGAGAUGAUGAUAUCCAGCUCGGCGGAGGAUGAGAGCGGCUUCAGCUCGAUGAACUCGUUCCAGGAGAUCGGCCUGCCGCUGGUCAACUCGACGAUGCUGUCCUCGGUCGGUAGUAGCCACGGCGUUAGCAACGGGUCGCUCGGCGGCGACGGAUCGUCGUCCUCGAACGAGGGAGGAGCAGCUGCUGGCGGUGGCAGCAGCAGCAGUAGCACCGGCAACAACAGUGCGUUCGGCGGCAUGUCGGAAGAUUCGUCCGAGCUGCGGGAGAACACCGUCAUCCCGACGGCGGCCAUGAACGGGGCGACGAACGGGGGCAGUAACAGCAGCGCCAACCGGUUGGGCAUUCCGUCCUCUCCGUCCGCAAAGUCGGCCAGUGGGCAGAGCGGGGGUGGUAGCAACAAUGCGUCCACUGUCACUGGCUCCGGUGGCGCGUCCAGCGGUGGAUCGCCACUGCGCGUCACGCAAACGGCCAGCUACGAGCACCACACGCACUUCAUCAACCAUCGGCGCUGGGACUCGGCCCCGGUUGUGCCGCCCAAGCUGAAGAUUCACGCCGGCGAAACCGAUACCGUGUCGCGGGUGCUCUGGGUGUAGCAGAGAUAGAAGCGGCCGGCGACCGGUGGUGUGGUCACCGAGCGCCGUCGCCCCGUAGGUUUCCUCGCAUUUCUUUCCCACUGCAUUUGUGCACUGUGAAUACGGAUCUCGUCGCCCUUUCUUUCCCCCCCCAUGUGUCGAGUUGUGGCUAGGAAAAGGGGAUUGGAUGUCUCUUUCAGCUUUUUUUUGUAGUUUUGUAAUUUUCAACCUUCAUUUGCGUCCUCCAAUUGUUUCCUUUCUGUCGUCCAAGCUCUGUAUAGUUUUCAUUUUUGUAUAUAGUUUACUAAGUGGACACACACUGUACUUUGUGCUUACUUUUAAGCAUACUUCUUUUGAAAGGUGACAUCGAUUGGUUUUAUAUAUAAUCCUUAUUCGAAAGCGGAAGGAGACAAGAGACAACCAACACACACAUACUUAACAUACUUGUCGCAUUGUCGAGAUACGUUCGAAGGAGAAUUAUUCAUUGCAUUUAAUUAAAAAAAACCCAUAAUGGAUGGACAGAGCCGUCGUACUACUACUACUACUACUACUACUACUACAAUAAUCCCAUACGCAAACCGUUCGUUUUUAUAACACAGCACUGUACGACAAUUUUUGAAACAUUUUUACGUCGCAAAUGGGCAAAAUGCGUAUGCGAGGGGAAUUAGAAUUGUCAGAGGAAUUGUCGUUGCUGUUUAGCUACGGAAGUACUUUAUUAUUUUGUAAAUUUCGAAUUAAACGUUUUCAAUGAGCAGGAUACGAAUUCGAACGCCAACAAUCUACCCAGAAAAAACAGCUUGUAGUGAGGAUGAAAGCGAACGCCUGAAUGCUCCCAUGUACUUGACACGCCAAGUAUACUGAGUACGCCGAAUUAGAUGGGCAGCUGGAUGUGUGGGAUAUUACAUCGAUGGAUGAACGUUUUUGAUUCAAGAUAACGUAGCUGUUAAGAGCUGUGUGUAAGGAAAGGAAGUAUGAAUAAAUGUUUCAUGAUAUUGGGCGGAUAUAUUUUCGUUUUUCGUUUUUCGUACCCAACCACAACCAAAGUCGGAACAAGGAAAUACAAAGAAUGAGAUGAAAUUUGAAGCGAGGAUCGAGUGAUUGAACACAGAGAGGAGCAGGACAAGAAGAAAAAUAGUAGUAUAGAAAACAUAAUGGCUUCCACAUAAUAUCAUCAUUGAUAGGCGCAAGUAUAGUGAGAUAUCGAAUCGUCACGACAGGACAAAAACCCUCAUCCGAGCUCUUCUCGUCUCGUCAAAUGCUUAUUACAUCGCGUGCGUAAGAAUAAUUCCUUUGUUUUUAAAUUUUGAGUUUCCAUGUGUAUUUGUAGCAUCAUAUUGCGAUAAUUUUAAACCGUGACUUAUGAGAAACGACUCGGCGACGGAGAGCGAGAAGCUCUAGAAGAAGAAAAAGGAGAGGAGAGUGCAGGAGGUAAAAUAGUUUUCUAACCAAUGCAAAACGGAUGCAAAAAAUAAACGGUAAUGAUAGAAAGGCAAAUGCGUAUCUUCGUAGCGUUACAUUAUAGACGGCAUUUGGUGGGAUGUUGUCUGCAUAACAAUACGAAUACGUCCAGCAUUUAAAACGCGAAUUAAUGUGAGCAUCAUAACAUGGAAUACUGUUUGUUUUUGUUUUUUUUUUAAAGCAAAAUGUAUCGCAGCAUCUGGAGGACAAUAGCUACGUAAACUAUAGGACAAGCACUACUUAGGGCGGCAGCAAACGUAAAUGCUACAAUGUGAAUACAAAAAUUAACUUAAAUCAUCAAACGGCGCGUCAAAAGGAAGACACAGGAAUAGCCAAUAGAGGGAGUACGUAAUAGUGAGCCAAACAAUUCAAUAAAAAAAACACCAACAUAAAGUAAGCAAAGUAAAUGCACCACUCUCUCAACAAAAACGUUCUUUCUUCUACACCACCUUGUUUUUUAUGGUACAAACACUACUGAUCCUGAUUUUUUAUUUGUCGAUCGAUGGUGCAGUGCAGGACAAAGGUCUGAUUUCUGAGUAUCCGUUACCGUGAAGAGAUGAAAGUGAGGCUAUUUUUCAUUAACUAUCUGUUCAACCAUUUUCGAAACAAUUCCCCGAUACUGAUGAUGAUGGUAGGCAUUUUUAAUAGACAAAAGAUGUUUAAGGUAUAUUUUAAAAACACAGUUUGAAAGCAGCAGACAACCUAAGCUACCGGUAUGAACGGUAACAAGUAUUCCAAGGAUCAUAAUUUCCAAUUACUACACACACACACUAACUGAUUGAUCGCUGUUAUUAUAUUACCCUCCCUUCCGGUGUACCACUGGAACUCUACUUACCAUCUAUUACCGCUAACACAACCACUACUCAAACACUAAAAUAAAGAAGAAAAAAUUACAUAAAACACA
Anopheles arabiensis is the source of this 5626-nucleotide messenger RNA. RefSeq names its product autotransporter adhesin BpaC-like. The record is from RefSeq and is a predicted model, not a curated record. The coding region runs from base 559 to 3285 and encodes 908 amino acids. Lineage: Eukaryota; Metazoa; Arthropoda; Insecta; Diptera; Culicidae. The transcript is spliced from 6 exons.